AUGGGUCGUGGUUUCCGAGAAAAAUAUCCUUCAGUUUUACUUCGGGAUUUUGUUACACACACGGUUGUUGCUAAGAGUCCGUCUCGUUCUUCCAAUCAGACUUCAGCAAUUGUUCGAAACAAGGAUCCAACGUCUUUUAAAGAAGCUAUGAAGUAUGAUGGGUGGCGCAAAUCCAUGAAAGAAGAAAUUCGAGCUCUGGAAGACAAUGACACAUGGACCUUGGAAUAUCUUCCCCUGGGAAAGAAGGCUCUUAGGAGCCAAUGGAUCUACAAGACCAAGUUUUUGUCUAAUAGGAAUGUUGAGCGUCUCAAGUCUCGCUUGGUUGUGUUUGGUAAUCAUCAGAGAGUAGGCAUUGAUUAUGAUGAGACGUUUGCUCCGGUGGCCAAAAUGACAACAGUCAAAACUGUUCUUGCCAUAGCAGCUUCGAAAAAUUAG
Messenger RNA from Chenopodium quinoa (quinoa), 435 nucleotides. RefSeq lists its product as uncharacterized. The coding region runs from base 1 to 435 and encodes 144 amino acids. NCBI's taxonomy places the organism in Eukaryota, Viridiplantae, Streptophyta, Magnoliopsida, Caryophyllales, Amaranthaceae. The record is from RefSeq and is a predicted model, not a curated record. The transcript is spliced from 2 exons.